Galleria mellonella (greater wax moth) is the source of this 352-nucleotide messenger RNA. RefSeq names its product NEDD8 (gene Nedd8). Lineage: Eukaryota; Metazoa; Arthropoda; Insecta; Lepidoptera; Pyralidae. The transcript is spliced from 3 exons. The record is from RefSeq and is a predicted model, not a curated record. Gene Ontology annotation, molecular function: protein tag activity; ubiquitin protein ligase binding. The annotation marks the transcript as partial. Gene Ontology annotation, cellular component: nucleus; cytoplasm. Gene Ontology annotation, biological process: modification-dependent protein catabolic process; protein neddylation; regulation of proteolysis.
GUCAUUAUCAGUUUAAAGUCAAGUCAUGUCAGUCGAACGGCUGGAAGAAACAAUCGGCUAAAAUCUAAUCGUAAAGUUUUGAUAGAUUUUAUUGUUAAAGUAGUAUUAUUUGAACGUGUUACUUUUCAAUAUAACAUUUCAAGAUGUUGAUUAAAGUUAAGACGCUCACAGGGAAGGAGAUUGAGAUAGAUAUAGAGCCUACAGAUAAAGUGGAGAGGAUUAAGGAGAGAGUAGAGGAAAAGGAAGGAAUACCGCCGCAGCAGCAGCGUCUCAUAUUUUCAGGCAAACAAAUGAAUGAUGAAAAGACAGCACAAGACUAUAAAGUCCAAGGAGGUUCUGUGCUUCAUCUGGU